AAAAAUCAGCAGAAGAGUAACAACAAUGAAAAUGUUCUCGAGUUCAUUGUACAUUGCCGUGGCAAUAUGCCUUGUACCAUGCAUGGCAGAACAUCCGAUACCUGAUUAUUUGCACAUUUGUCAUGAGAACGAUCCGAAUUUAACCGGCUGCAUGAUAACUUCGAUCGAGACGCUUAGACCAAAAUUAGUGACAGGAAUACCAGACUUGAACAUUCCAAGUAUUGAGCCAAUGGACAUCGGAAAUUUGCUCGUUUCGGAAGCCACACAAUCCAAUGGAUUACGUAUUACGGCUAAAAAUAUUCGUGCAUUUGGCGCUUCAACUUUCAAAAUUAAGAGUUUGGAAGUUGUCGAGUAUGGACAAAUUUAUAAUGCCGAAGUAUUUUUCCCAAAACUUGAGGUUGAAGGAACGUACGAAGUUAAUGGACAAGUUUUAUUAUUACCGAUCAGAGGCACGGGCCCAUUCAAAGGAAAUUUCACUGAUUCUACUGGAAGUGUGCGCAUGCAAUUUGCUCGCAAGGAAAACAGUGAUUUGGUUACAAUGAAAAAGUUUGUUAUCAAAAUUAAAGUAGGCAAAGGUAAAGUUAGGCUUUUCAACCUGUUCAACGGUGAUAAAGCCUUAGGUGAUGCUGUAAAUGGGGUCUUAAAUGAAAAUUUUGAUGUUGUUUCAAAAGAUAUUAUUCCAUUAGUCGAAAGGGCUCUCCAGCGCCUAUUGAAACGUAUCUCAAGUAGAAUUCUCGAAAAUUUCACCUACGAUCAAAUAUUUCCAAAAUAAAACAAUAAAAUAAUAAAAGCAAUUGUUAGAGGUAAUUCAAAAAUAUCCACGCAGUGCUAAGAAUCCUAUCUCUCUCUAAAGCAUAUUUGUUUAGAUUCUUGUAAAUAUAAGCAUAAAUCAAUUUGAAUGAAUAAAUUUGUUGGCAAAAGGAUCUUACAACCAUCAAACAUA
Molecule: messenger RNA, 943 nt
Organism: Sitodiplosis mosellana (orange wheat blossom midge)
Lineage: Eukaryota; Metazoa; Arthropoda; Insecta; Diptera; Cecidomyiidae
Product: circadian clock-controlled protein daywake-like
Exons: 6
Coding region: 26-772 (248 amino acids)
Source: RefSeq, a predicted model, not a curated record